CGGGUUAUGUCAGUGCUAGACGAAGCAAUGACAUUGUACCAAACACUAAAGAAAUCAGUCUGGCGAGUGGCUCACACGUUCUUAAUUUACAUGCCUUGAAGACUCCGUAAGUUUGGGCAUUUCAGUGAAUAUGUCGUCCACCACUACAGGUUUCACGGACGAACAGCAGCGAAGAGGAGCGCAGUCACCUCUGAGCCUGGACUACAUCCCCACAGAUGAGGAGAGGAAAGUGAUGAGAGAGUGCAACCAGGAUAGCCUUGUUUACAGGUCUAUGCCCUUCGCUUUGGUCAGCAUGGCUGUCACUCAAGCCCUAGUUGUCAGAGGGGUCCUGUCUGCAUCUCCAAGGUUUGGAUCUCUACCCAAAGUGGCCUUCGCUGGCUUCUGUGGCUACUUGGCAGGCAAAGUGUCGUACAUGAAGACAUGCCAGGAGAAGUUCAUGAAACUGGACAACUCCCCUCUAGGAGAGAUCCUCAGACAGAGGACAGUAGUACCUCCACAAUAUUCCACAGGUGCUCAGUCUGAGCUGAGUGACCCAGACACCCCGUCAUUUGAGACCAUGUUUCAGCCUGCAGAAGCCCCGAGCAACACGUCCACCCAAAGCAGAGAUUAUGGAUAUGGCUACAAUCCAGAGCCACCUGCACAAAUGGGCAGAGCAGAUGACUUCAGUGCUCCAGCCCAGUCAUAUGUGGAUGAGGAGGAGCCCAGGAAGAAAGGUAUCCUCUAUGAGGACCUGAGGCUCAAAAACAGAGAGAACUAUGAGGUCAUGCUCACUCAGAAGGCUGACACACCGCUCAAACCGCAGCCUGAAAGGGAGCAAGAGAGACCAAAGAAAAUGGUAAAGAAGAACAUCUACGGAGAUGCUUGGGAAGAAUGAGUCCUCAUUUGAACUGAUGAUGUAAUUUGUACUGUGGCAUCACAGAUACGGCAGGAAACAGGCAUCCAGUGACCACUUUCUCAGAAGCUGUUUGAGAUUUUGAUCAGUAUAUCUUUGCAAGUGUCAGUAAAACCAAAUUGCUUGAUGAGUAACGUCUCUGUGCUUUGACAUUGACUUUAUCCUCACUAGCACAAAAUGAAAGUUACAAAAAACAUUUAAGCUAGAUUUUACUUCUGUUAAGUGCUCAACAUGCGUGCAUUUGAGUUUGCUGACCUGCAAGGCUGUAUUCAAAAUGUACGUCAACUGUCUUUUGUGUGCUACAAUAUUACCAUGAUGUAAAUGCAACUAAAUGACAGUAUUCACUGUCUUGAUGACAGCUGAGGUUGGCUUAGUUGUGGAAAAGAAACACAUUUUGCCAGUCUGAAAUAAAAGUUUGCUUUAAAGGUA
This is a messenger RNA of Stegastes partitus (bicolor damselfish), 1321 nucleotides long. Its product is annotated as OCIA domain-containing protein 1. NCBI's taxonomy places the organism in Eukaryota, Metazoa, Chordata, Actinopteri, Pomacentridae. Gene Ontology annotation, cellular component: endosome. The coding region runs from base 131 to 874 and encodes 247 amino acids. The transcript has 8 exons. The record is from RefSeq and is a predicted model, not a curated record.